GAGGAAGGGGCCUUGCCGCCGUCCAAGGUCUAUCACCCCUUGUCACCCCAUGUCCUCGCACUUCUCAUGCCGGCAUCUGUAUUUGGUGUAUUAGCCAGACUCGGUCUAAAUGCUCUGGCCACGUAUAACGGUCAAAAGAUAUUCUCGUUGGCGUAUGUUCAAGCAGUGGGGUGUUUUAUCAUGGGAUUCGGGCUUGAAUGCAAGGAGCCUCUGGGACGAUUUUAUGGGCCGCUGUAUACAGCCAUCACCACUGGAUUCUGUGGGUCUCUCACAACCUUCUCCGGAUGGCAAGUGGACGUCUUUACCUCCUGGGUUAACUCAACCCAAGCUCACAGAGACUGGCGUGGAGAUGUCAUGGACGGAAUCACCACCACGCUGUACACUUUUAUCAUAUCUCUUACAUCUGUUUGGUUCGGCACACACUUGGCUUCUAUGCUCCAACCAUUCCUUCCAGUCCUACGACCACCAACCCGUGCUCUCCGAUAUGCCGUGACAGCCUUGUCUGUCUGUAUUUACGCAGCAACAUUCCCGGCCUAUUUCCGUCUCCCUGCCGAUUACCGGCAUCAAGCUACUGCCGCUCUCCUAUUCUCGUACCCCGGCACGCUCACACGAUACUUACUUUCCAUAUUCCUCAAUCCCCGACUUGAUCUGUUCCCUCUGGGCACAUAUGUAGCGAAUUCCUUCGGAACAGCAGUCCUCGGCGCACUCCAUGUCAUACAAGGCAUGUCACCGGCAGCGUCUCCCAAUGCGUGCGCCCUGGUUCAAGGGCUCGGGGACGGAUACUGUGGGUGUCUCACUACUGUGAGCACGUUUGCCACGGAGGUCGAUGCUCUAGUGGAGUGGAAAGCGUGGUUGUACGCUGCGCUUAGUUGGGGCACAGGUCAGAUUUUAUUGUUAUUGAUAAUGGGGUCUUCGUACUGGGCUGGUCAUGUUAGUGAGCAAUUGACUUGUAGAUUCGCAUGA
Gloeophyllum trabeum ATCC 11539 is the source of this 963-nucleotide messenger RNA. RefSeq lists its product as uncharacterized. The record is from RefSeq and is a predicted model, not a curated record. The transcript has 4 exons. Gene Ontology annotation, cellular component: membrane. Gene Ontology annotation, biological process: fluoride transmembrane transport. NCBI's taxonomy places the organism in Eukaryota, Fungi, Basidiomycota, Agaricomycetes, Gloeophyllales, Gloeophyllaceae. Gene Ontology annotation, molecular function: fluoride transmembrane transporter activity. The coding region runs from base 67 to 963 and encodes 298 amino acids.